AUGAAGCUAAUUUGUAUAAAUUAUUUAAUCCAUGCACUAUUAAUCUUGUAUGAUGCUGGCGAUUAUGAUGUUAUUAUUAAAGCUGGCGAAACAAAAAUACAAAACAUUUCGUGUAUUUUACGUGCUCGUUCUCCUUCUUUCAAAGAUGAAGUGAAAUUGACAGAACAACCAUGUGAAGACAUUCUUAAACUUUUAAUCGUAUCUAAUGAGCUACUUCUUGAAGAAUUAGUUUGA
Rhizophagus irregularis DAOM 181602=DAOM 197198 is the source of this 234-nucleotide messenger RNA. RefSeq lists its product as uncharacterized. The record is from RefSeq and is a predicted model, not a curated record. Lineage: Eukaryota; Fungi; Glomeromycota; Glomeromycetes; Glomerales; Glomeraceae.